AACCAUGGUCUACUUGGAAUGCACUAAUGCUGACAUCGGAAUACUGCUGUUGCUAAUACUGCAAUUUUCAUAGUCGCUCGCACUCGCUGGAUCUCGUAUUCUCGCUCCGUCAACUCGUUGAUUUACCCUCCGAGUUCACUCACGAGUCGCAUCUUCCUUACUCUCAACUUCUUCUCUUUCGAAUUAGGGUUUCUCUCACCUAAAUUCCUGCACCAAUUUCUACUUCGAUUAAGUGAUCGAUCAAUAGGUUUUUUUUUGAGGAAUUUGGGACUUGAAUUGUGCUUUUUCUUUGGGAAGCAUGAAUUACAUCCUUGGAGCUUUCAAGCCUGCCUGUCAUAUUUCAAUUACAUUCGCUGACGAAAAAAAUCGGAAGAAGGUUCCAAUCAAGAAAGAAAAUGGUCAAACUGUCAUGGUUCCGCUCUUCCAAAGUCAAGAGAACAUUGUUGGCAAGAUAUCCGUAGAGCCAGUUCAAGGGAAGAAAAUUGAGCACAAUGGCAUAAAAGUGGAGCUCCUUGGACAAAUAGAGAUGUAUUUUGACAGGGGAAACUUCUAUGACUUCACCUCUCUAGUUCGUGAAUUAGAUGUCCCUGGUGAAAUAUAUGAAAGAAAAACUUAUCCCUUCGAAUUUUCCACUGUUGAAAUGCCGUAUGAAACAUAUAAUGGGGUGAAUGUGAGACUUAGGUAUGUCCUCAAAGUAACAAUCAGUCGUGGUUAUGCUGGAAGUAUAAUCGAGUACCAUGACUUUGUGGUUCGCAACUAUUCUCCUCUUCCAUCAAUAAACAAUAGCAUCAAGAUGGAAGUUGGAAUUGAGGAUUGCCUACACAUUGAGUUUGAAUACAAUAAAAGCAAGUACCAUCUGAAGGAUGUUAUUAUAGGAAAGAUAUAUUUUCUUCUGGUAAGAAUCAAGAUAAAAAAUAUGGAUCUUGAGAUUAGGCGUCGGGAAUCCACUGGUUCUGGUGCAAACACUCACGUGGAGACAGAGACACUUGCCAAAUUUGAGUUGAUGGAUGGGGCUCCAGUUAGAGGUGAAUCAAUUCCUCUUCGACUGUUCUUAAGUCCAUACGAGCUCACCCCUACACAUCGCAACAUCAAUAACAAAUUUAGCGUCAAAUAUUACCUCAAUCUUGUUCUUGUUGAUGAAGAGGAUCGUCGGUAUUUCAAGCAACAGGAGAUCACUUUAUACCGCCUUGCUGAGAACUCUAGUUAGCUAUCUUUGGUUUAAUUAAUUGCCAUGAUAAGCUAAGGUCAUUCACUGAUUCUGGGUAUGUAGGGAGACAUCUAUUCCAAAUUCUCUGGCAGAGUGGAACGAGUGCUCUCUUUUUCUGGAAAGGGUUUGGUCUUGUGCUGUCAUUUCGACCUUUUUUUUUCUUUUUAAAUUUUAAACUUGAUGAUUAUGUCAGUAUAAUCUUGCUUGUACAUCAUGUGUUGGUUGUUUGAUGGUUUAAUAUCAUAUGUGGUCUUGAUAAUGUAUCCCCAAAUUUUCUUCUUGUCAGAUUUGUAUUCUGAAACCUAAUUGCAACUUGUUAAUAUCUUCUA
This is a messenger RNA of Beta vulgaris subsp. vulgaris (sugar beet), 1536 nucleotides long. RefSeq names its product vacuolar protein sorting-associated protein 26A. The record is from RefSeq and is a predicted model, not a curated record. Gene Ontology annotation, cellular component: endosome; retromer complex. Bases 299 to 1207 code for a protein of 302 amino acids. The transcript is spliced from 12 exons. NCBI's taxonomy places the organism in Eukaryota, Viridiplantae, Streptophyta, Magnoliopsida, Caryophyllales, Amaranthaceae. Gene Ontology annotation, biological process: retrograde transport, endosome to Golgi; intracellular protein transport.